This is a messenger RNA of Rhagoletis pomonella (apple maggot), 1444 nucleotides long. It is a transcript of the gene cbc, whose product is annotated as protein CLP1 homolog. Gene Ontology annotation, cellular component: nucleus; mRNA cleavage factor complex. The transcript is spliced from 4 exons. Bases 112 to 1380 code for a protein of 422 amino acids. Gene Ontology annotation, molecular function: polynucleotide 5'-hydroxyl-kinase activity. Gene Ontology annotation, biological process: tRNA splicing, via endonucleolytic cleavage and ligation. The record is from RefSeq and is a predicted model, not a curated record. NCBI's taxonomy places the organism in Eukaryota, Metazoa, Arthropoda, Insecta, Diptera, Tephritidae.
CUGUUUAUAAACAAAUUGCAUAUUACACAUUAGCGUACUAUUACUUGUUGCGGAUUUGGCAUAGUUUAAUUAUUGUAAAAUUAUAGGGUAUCGUUUUUAUACUAAUUAACAAUGACUGAGGAAUCCAAAGAAGGCGAGGAGUUUACUUUGGAAGCAGAUUCGGAACUGCGUUUUGAAAUAGAGGACAAAGACGCCAAAGUUUACGUUGCGCUUGUAUCUGGUUUCGCUGAAAUGUUUGGCACAGAAUUGGUAAAGAAGAAAAAAUACGAGUUCCUCACUGGCGCCAAAGUGGCAAUCUUUACUUACCACGGAUGUGUGCUGAAUGUAAAUGGGAAAACUGACGUUAGCUAUAUUUCAAAAGAAACUCCAAUGGUGCAGUACUUAAAUUGUCAUGCAGCCUUGGAGCAAAUGCGCGUGGAUGCCGAGGAGAAAGACGAACGAGGUCCAGUAGCAAUGGUUGUGGGUCCCCUAGAUGUGGGGAAGAGUACUUUGUCUCGUAUAUUUCUUAACUAUGCGGUGAGGCUGGGGCGACGACCUCUUUAUGCAGACAUUGACGUUGGACAAGGUUCAAUCUCGAUUCCAGGCACUAUAGCAUCGAUACUCAUUGAACGACCUGCUAGCAUCGAGGAAGGAUUUUCUCAGACAGCGCCUCUAGUCUAUCAUUUUGGACAUAAAAGUCCCGGUUCUAAUAAUGUUCUAUACAAGGCGACAGUAGCAAAGAUGGCAGAAGUAACAUUGGAAUCUAUGAAUGUUAAUAAACGAACAAAAUACUCUGGUAUGAUUAUUAAUACAUGCGGUUGGGUGAAAGCGGAUGGGUAUGCUCAUUUGUUGCACACGGCACAAGCAUUUGAAGUGAACGCAAUAUUUGUUCUCGACCAGGAGCGCUUGUACAAUGAGCUUCUGCGGGAUAUGCCAUCAUUCGUCCGCGUCGUUUUGUUGCCAAAGAGUGGUGGUGUAGUGGAGCGAAGUAGGGAUUUGCGUAACGAGCAGCGUGACUUGCGAAUUAAAGAAUACUUCUAUGGAAAUCGUACACCUUUCUACCCAUUCUCAUUCGAAGUAAAAUUCCAAGAUUUGAAAUUGUACAAAAUAGGCGCGCCGCCGUUGCCUGACUCAUGCAUGCCCAUUGGAAUGAAGGCGGAAGACAAUAAAACCAAAGUUGUAGCAGUGACUCCCAGCCCUUCACUACUGCACCACCUCUUAUCAAUUAGCUUUGCCGAAUCGACGGACGAGGAUAUAAUUGGAACUAAUGUAGCUGGUUUUGUCUGCGUCACCGACGUGGAUAUGGAUAAACAAACUAUAACCGUACUUUCACCACAGCCUAGGCCGCUACCAAACACGGUGAUGCUGUUCUCUGAACUACAAUUCAUGGAUAUUGUUUGAGUAUGCCAAAAGUUUAGAGACUCGCCGUUUUCUAAACAAAAUAAAAAGUAUAUUUUAAGAAAAA